This is a messenger RNA of Dioscorea cayenensis subsp. rotundata (Guinea yam), 1166 nucleotides long. Its product is annotated as glutamine--tRNA ligase. The transcript is spliced from 9 exons. Gene Ontology annotation, cellular component: cytoplasm; cytosol. Lineage: Eukaryota; Viridiplantae; Streptophyta; Magnoliopsida; Dioscoreales; Dioscoreaceae. The record is from RefSeq and is a predicted model, not a curated record. The coding region runs from base 183 to 977 and encodes 264 amino acids. Gene Ontology annotation, molecular function: ATP binding; glutamine-tRNA ligase activity. Gene Ontology annotation, biological process: glutaminyl-tRNA aminoacylation; translation.
UUAUGCACACUUGAGUUUGAGAUUCGCCGCACGUCAUACUAUUGGUUAUUAGCAGCACUGGAGCUUUACCAGCCUUAUGUGUGGGAAUAUUCACGGUUAAAUAUAUCGAAUGCUGUUAUGUCUAAGCGCAAGUUGAACCGUCUUGUGAUGGAUGGGUCGAUGGCUGGGAUGACCCUCGUUUAAUGACAUUAGCUGGAUUACGCCGUCGAGGAGUAUCUUCAACUGCCAUCAAUAAUUUCAUACGAGGAUUAGGAAUAACGAGAAGUGAUAAUAGCUUGAUUUCUUUGGAGCGCCUUGAAUAUUACAUAAGGGAAGAGCUCCAUGAAACAGCACCUCGUGCAAUGGUUGUAUUGCAUCCUCUUAAGGUGGUUAUAACAAAUCUAGAUAAGGAGUCAUGCAUAGAACUUGAGGCAAAGAUGAGGCCUGAUAAAGAUGACACUUCUUCCUACAAGGUCCCAUUCACAAAUGUGAUUUAUAUUGAAAGAUCUGAUUUCCGCAUUAAGGAUUCCAAGGACUAUUAUGGUCUUGCUCCUGGUAAAUCAGUUCUUCUGAGGUAUGCCUUUCCCAUAAAGUGUACAAAUGUCAUUUAUGAGAAGGAUACAGAGAACAUUAUUGAAAUCCAUGCUGAAUAUGAUCCAGAAAGAAAGGGAAAACCGAAGGGUGUUCUCCAUUGGGUUGCUCAGCCUUCUUCAGGUGAUGAACCUCUCAAGGUGGAAGUGAGGUUAUUUGAGAAAUUAUUCCUCUCACAGAAUCCUGUUGAGUUGGAGGACUGGUUGUCAGAUUUUAAUCCACAUUCUAAGGAAGUGAUACAAAAUGCAUAUGCUGUACCUGUCCUAGGCAAUGCUGUAACAGGUGACAAGUUUCAAUUUGAAAGGCUUGGAUAUUUUGCUGUUGAUCCAGACUCCGGAUCUGAAAAGCUGAUCUUUAACAGGAUUGUCACCUUGAAGGAUUCUAAUCUAAAGCAAGGAAAGAAAUAAGUUAAUCCAACUUUCAGAAUUCAUCUCACUAGAAAACUGAUGUUUGUUGAAAAAUGUAAAAUAUCCCAAGUUAUCUAUCUGUUUAAGCUAUUCCACGCAAUUUUUUUGUAAUAUUUGUAUUCUCCUCCAAAUUAGACUUCCCUAUAAGUUUGUUAUAAAAUUACCAUACCAUUUUGUAGUAUUUAUCUA